AUGACGGAGCAGCAGGGAGAGCUGGCCGAGCUUCCCCCGUCUCCGGAUGAAGGGAGUAUGAGCAGUCCCCAGGGGCACCCGGACGGGGUUUUGACCGGGAGCGAGCAGAGCGUGGAGCGCAUCGGCGAGGUGCCAGGCACGGACAGGCAGGAGUUGGCUGUGCGCACCAGGGACAGUGAUGGGACCGAGGAAGAUGCAGAAACCCCAGAGGAGCCGCUGCUGAGUUUCCCCAGUGAGCUCUCAGUGCUGGAGAGACUGGGCUUGCACAGGGUGGCUUUGACAGAGCAGGAUGUGGAGGCAGCCUUUGCCCACCUUGCCCUGGCUUUUCGAUGUGACGUGUUCACCCUGCGGCAACGGGUGCAAGUGGAGAAACGGGCACGGGACGCGGCGGAGGAAAACAUCCAGGAGGAGCUGGGGCAGUGCCGGGCUGCCCUGGAGAGGCUGGGCCCAUCCUGCGCUGACGCAGGUUGCAAGGAGACGCUGGAGCAGCUGCAACACAGCCUGGCCGUGCUGGAAGCUGCUGUUGAGCGGGCAACCAGUGCUGCGGAGAAGCUGGGGGCUGUACAUCAGGAGGCCCGGAUGAGCAGAGCGGCAGAGGUGAUGGUCCAGCACGUGGAGAACCUGAAACGGCACCACAUGCGGGAGCACGCAGAGCUGGAGGAGAUGAAGCGCCUGAUCCAGCAAAACUCCCGCAACCGGCAGCUGGCGGAGACCCAGGAUGACGCGGAGCCACGGCUGAGGCCUCACCCCCUGAUGCGAACUUUCCAGCAGGGGUCUGCCCGCCGCAGAGUCAGCAUCGCCGUCAUCCCCAAGCAGCUCUUGCCAGGUGCCAGCCUGGACAGCCGAGCAGCCCUGGCCAGUGAGCUGGAGAGGGAGGGGGCCCAGCGCCGGCCCAGCACCCUGAGGAGUGAGCUGGAGCCACAGGCCCAGGACAGUGCCAUGACCGGGGAGCCAGCGGCCGAGGCAGAUGGCAGAGGCUCAAGUGCAGGGGACGAAGAGCUGGAGCAGCUUGGCCUGACGUCCAAGGGGUCCUCGGCAGAGCUGUGGCGGCCGUGGCUCUUCCUCCCACAGCACUACUGGGUUUUCUUCUGGCUGCUUCUCCUGAGCAUCGCCUUCCUCCUCCUCGUCCGCGUCCUGGAGUUGCAGCGGCUGCAGCCUGCGGCAUCGCCCAAGGCCUAA
Messenger RNA from Haliaeetus leucocephalus (bald eagle), 1179 nucleotides. RefSeq names its product lymphoid-restricted membrane protein-like. Gene Ontology annotation, cellular component: endoplasmic reticulum membrane. The record is from RefSeq and is a predicted model, not a curated record. Lineage: Eukaryota; Metazoa; Chordata; Aves; Accipitriformes; Accipitridae. The coding region runs from base 1 to 1179 and encodes 392 amino acids. The transcript has 14 exons.